Messenger RNA from Eruca vesicaria subsp. sativa (arugula), 984 nucleotides. The record is from the annotation of a GenBank genome assembly. Lineage: Eukaryota; Viridiplantae; Streptophyta; Magnoliopsida; Brassicales; Brassicaceae.
AUGGAGACGUUUUGUGGGUUUCAGAAAGAAGAAGAGCAGAUGGAUUUACCUCCAGGGUUCAGGUUUCAUCCAACAGAUGAAGAACUCAUAAGUCACUACCUCCACAAGAAGGUUCUUGACAUCAGCUUCUCAGCUAAAGCUAUUGGUGAAGUUGACUUGAACAAAUCUGAACCAUGGGAGUUACCAUGGAUGGCAAAAAUGGGUGAGAAAGAAUGGUAUUUUUUCUGUGUGAGGGACAGAAAAUAUCCAACCGGUUUGAGAACUAACCGGGCGACUGAAGCCGGUUAUUGGAAGGCAACCGGGAAGGAUAAAGAGAUUUACCGUGGUAAAUCCCUUGUUGGGAUGAAGAAGACACUUGUUUUCUAUAGAGGAAGAGCUCCUAAAGGUCAGAAAACUAAUUGGGUGAUGCAUGAGUAUAGGCUUGAAGGCAAACUCUCUGCUCAUAAUUUACCUAAAACCGCAAAGAAUGAGUGGGUGAUAUGUAGGGUUUUCCAGAAGAGUGCUGGAGGGAAGAAGAUCCCUAUUUCAAGUCUAAUCCGAAUCGGUUCACUUGGAACCGACUUUAGCCCUUCACUUAUGCCUUCUUUAACCGAUGCUUCACCUUUCAACGAUAAAACCAAAACAGAACCGGUCUACGUGCCCUGCUUCUCCAACCAAACUGAUCAAGCCCAAGGAAACACACUUCAUUGCUUCAGCAGCCCUGACAUUUUCAACAGGAUUCCACUCUACCAAACUCAAUCUCUCCAGGUCUCUAAUAAUCUACAAAACCCAAUUCUUGGUCAAGAACAUCCGGUUCUACAGGCUAUGAUUGAUAACAACAGAAGGCAGAGUCUCAACGUGAUGAGUGUCUCACAAGAAACCGCAGUUUCUACUGACAUGAACACUGAUAUUUCGUCGGAUUUUGAGUAUGGUAAGAGACGUGCUCAAGAAGAUCCGUCUUCCUCUGCUGGACCCGUUGAUCUUGAACCUUUCUGGAAUUACUGA